AUGUCGAUUCAUCUCACUGGUGGGAUUGAAGCACUUUUGGCCUCUUUUGCCAUCGCUUUUGCACUCAAAAGUUACUUUUCAAGACAGAAACUGCCUCACGGCGUUCAAUUUCCACUGGGUCCCCCUUUACUCCCAAUCCUAGGCAGUGCACUGGCAGUCGAUGUCACCGCCCCUUGGCUCACCUACAAGGCAUGGGGCGAUGUGGUAUAUACCCGCCUUUUCGGUCAAGAUAACAUCAUCAUCAACUCUGAGCAAAUCGCAAGAGACCUUCUUGAACACCGCUCAAAUAACUACUCUGACAGACCAGACAUUGCGACCAAUGAACUAUUUGGUAUCGACUAUACUACCGCUUUUAUGCAUUACGGUACCAGAUGGCGGCUUCACCGCAAAAUUCUUCACCAGUCUUUCAGACAAGAUGUAGUCCCUAAAUUUCGACCCAUGCAAGUAACGAAAACUCACGACCUUUUAUUGAACAUCCUGGAGGAUCCUUUGGACUACACAAAACAUUUUGAAGUCCAUUCAGGUUCAGUUAUCAUGUCUGCCGUGUAUUCGUAUGAUGCAGCACGCCAUAAUGACCACAUGAUUGAGCGUGCAACCAUGGGUCUGGAUAUCAUACUGAAAGAGAUGAGACCUGAGGUAGCUGCCAUAUUCAGUGCUUUCCCUUCACUUCUCCGCCUCCCCUCAUGGCUCCCUGGUAUGCGCCUCAAGAGAGUUUCGCCUUUAGCAAAGGAGUUGUCCUUGGAAAAUUUGGAAAAUCCAUUUGCGCAUACGGAGAGUGGCCUGGCUACAGGAUCCAUUUCUCCUUGCAUGGUCGCUGAUCAUUUGCUGGAUCUCGAUGACAGCGACGGCGAUUCCGCCUGGAAGAAGAAAGCGAUAAAGGAAUCUGCGGCAACCGCUUUUGGUGCUGGCACUGAGACGACAGCCGCUGUGUUGAUGAACUUCAUCCUGGUGAUGAUUCUCCACCCAGAUAUACAACAGAAAGCGCACGAACUUGUUGAUAGUGUGGUUGGCGCAAAGAGACUGCCGACUUUCCAGGAUCGUCCAUCCUUGCCCUAUAUUGACGCCAUUUUACGCGAGUGCCUGCGGUGGCGCCCAGUUUUCCCUCUUGCAAUCAUGCAUGCUGCUGUCGAAAGUGAUGUUUACAAAGGUUAUUACAUACCCAAAGGUGCUACAAUCACCCCAAAUGUUUGGGCAAUGUGCCACAACGAGGAUAAAUAUGCAAAUGCGUCCGAAUUCAAUCCCGAGCGUUUCCUGAACCAGGACGGUACUCUGACAGACGAUACUGUGAGUUUCGUGUGGGGAUUUGGGCGGCGGAUAUGCCCUGGCCGCCAUCUCGCCGAAGCUUCUAUAUGGGCCAAAGAUGAGAGUGGUAAAGAGAUCGAGAUCAAGCCGCAGUGGCAUGGAGGGAUUACUGUGCGACCUAAGGAAUUCCCUUGCAGUAUCACACCGCGGAAUGCGGACAUGGAUAUCACGGCCUUGCGGCAUUUGAUCAGGGUAUCUGUUUAG
Molecule: messenger RNA, 1506 nt
Organism: Suillus clintonianus
Lineage: Eukaryota; Fungi; Basidiomycota; Agaricomycetes; Boletales; Suillaceae
Product: cytochrome P450
Exons: 13
Coding region: 1-1506 (501 amino acids)
Molecular function (GO): heme binding; oxidoreductase activity, acting on paired donors, with incorporation or reduction of molecular oxygen; iron ion binding
Source: RefSeq, a predicted model, not a curated record